This is a messenger RNA of Notothenia coriiceps (black rockcod), 3831 nucleotides long. It is a transcript of the gene ptk7b, whose product is annotated as protein tyrosine kinase 7b. Gene Ontology annotation, biological process: protein phosphorylation; synapse organization; homophilic cell-cell adhesion. NCBI's taxonomy places the organism in Eukaryota, Metazoa, Chordata, Actinopteri, Perciformes, Nototheniidae. The transcript is spliced from 14 exons. Gene Ontology annotation, molecular function: ATP binding; axon guidance receptor activity; protein kinase activity. Bases 29 to 2311 code for a protein of 760 amino acids. The record is from RefSeq and is a predicted model, not a curated record. Gene Ontology annotation, cellular component: plasma membrane; neuronal cell body; axon.
AUUUACCCUGCACUCAAAUUGCUUCUUCAUGCUGAAAAAUGAUGUUCCCACAACAGAGAUCGACGUCAUGGUACCAAAAAUGUCGAAGGUCUUCACAGCGGACACCCUGCAGCGGGUGGCCUGCCACCCCCCACGUGGCAGACCCGAGCCCGAGGUGUGGUGGGAGAGGGGGGGUCAGCGGGUGCCCACGGAGGGCAGGGUGUACCAGGACGGCCUGAAUCUGGUCUUCCGUCCCACUGAGGGAGGGGACUCGGGCACAUACACCUGCGUGGCCCAGAACAGGGCGGGACGCAGGACCCAGGAGGUCACCUUCACCGUGGCCACUGCCCCAGAGUGGGUGCUGAGGCCUCAGGACAGCCAGCUAGAGGAGGGUAAACCCGGCUACCUUCACUGCCACGCUCAGGCCAACCCUGAACCUGAGGUCACAUGGCUCCGAAACAACAUCUUGCUCACACCAGAGGACUCUCGUUUCAAGCUGUUCCCUAACGGCACCCUCAGGAUAAACAACGUGGAGGUGUACGACCAGCAGAUGUACGGCUGUGAAACGAAGACGGAGGGCGGCCGACUCUCUGGGCAGGCGCGCGUUUUUGUGCUCGAGAAGCUGAAGUUCACCCCCACCCCCCAGCCUUCUCAGUGCCUGGAGCUGGACAACGAGAUCACCAUCCAGUGCUCGGCUAAAGGCAGAGAGACCCCCACCAUCCGCUGGACCAAAGCAGACGGAGGAGAGCUGCCUCCUCGGGUGGAGCAGAGGAACGGCCAGCUCCACUUCACCAAAGUCACCCGCAGCGACGCCGGAAACUACACCUGCAUCGCCUCCAACAGCCUGCAGGGGGAGAUCAGGGCCCUGGUGACCCUCAUAGUGGCCGUGUACAUUCGCUUUAAGUUGGAGCCAGAGAAUACCACGGUGUACCAGGGCCACACUGCCAUCCUGCACUGCCAGGCCACCGGAGACCCCGAGCCCCACAUCCACUGGAUGGUCAAAGACAAGACGCUGGACAUCAGUAAGAACAGGAGGUUCCAGACGAUGCCAAAUGGCUCCCUAGUGAUUACAGAUGUGACUACAGAUGACACGGGCAGAUACACAUGUGUGGCGGGAAACAGCUGCAGCAUCAAAGACCGCGUGGCUCAGCUUUAUGUAGUGGAAAAACCUAUGCAUAACUUUGACGAAGUGGAGGACAAGGCUCCCUACAAGAUGAUCCAGACCAUCGGCCUGUCGGUGGGAGCAGCCGUGGCUUACAUCAUCGUCGUGCUGGGACUCAUGUUCUACUGCAAAAAGAGACGCAACGCCAAAAGGCUGGACAAAGGCCAAGACGGAGAGGAGCCUGAGAUGGAGUGUCUCAACGGGGGUGCCAUUCAACAAAAUGGCCACACCACUGCUGAGAUCCAGGAAGAAGUGGCACUCACCAACAUGGGUACCAUAGCAACAACGGAGAAACGCCACAGCCAUGUGAACAACGAUAAGCUCCACUUUCCCCGAGCAAACCUACAAACCAUCACAACUUUAGGCAAAGGGGAGUUUGGCGAGGUGCUGCUGUGCAAAGCUAAGGGUAUGGAGGAGAGCGAGGAGGAGACGGUGGUGCUGGUGAAGAGCCUGCAGAGCAGAGACGAGCAGCUGCAGCUGGACUUCCGCCGUGAGGCAGAGAUGUUCGCCAAGCUCAGCCACGCCAACGUGGUGCGGUUGCUGGGGCUCUGCAGGGAGGCCGAGCCGCACUACAUGAUCCUGGAGUACUACGACCUGGGAGACCUCAAGCAGUUCCUGAGAAUUUCCAAAAGCAAAGAUGACAAGGUCAAAUCUCAGCCAAUCAGCACCAAGACCAAAGUUUCCAUCUGUGCCCAGGUGGCUCAUGGGAUGGAGCAUCUGUCCAAUCACCGCUUCGUUCACAAAGACCUCGCCACCCGAAACUGCAUGAUCAACAGUCAGCGGCGCGUCAAAGUGUCCGCGCUGAGCCUCAGCAAGGACGUCUACAACAGUGAGUACUAUCACUACAGGCAGGCAUGGAUCCCGCUGCGCUGGCUCCCCUCAGAGUCUGUGUUUGAAGACGAUUUCUCCACCAAGUCUGACAUGUGGGCCUUCGGAGUGUUGAUGUGGGAGGUGUUCAGUCACGGGGAGAUGCCAUAUACCAAACUCAGCGACGACGAGGUGCUGGAAGGUCUGCAGACAGGGAAGCUGAAGCUGCCCCUGCCUGACGGAUGUCCCUCCAAAAUCUACAAACUCAUGGCCCGCUGCUGGGCGCUCAGCCUGAAGGAGCGCCCCUCCUUCACUGAAAUCGUCCACGCGCUGGGAGAGCAGCCCUCUGACAGCAAGGUCUGAGAAGACCCUCACCAACCCUGACCUCCUUUCUUUAAAAAAAAUAAAGACAGGAAUGCUGGAAUAUUAGUCUCACACAUUUCAGGGAAGUGGGUUGAGGAGAAGAAACUUUUUUAAUAUGCAUUUCAAACAGCGGGCGUGUGGAUCAGACUCCUUUAUUCUACAGCAGUGGAAACACACUCACGUCUGUGUGAGCGGGUUCUCGUGAGCAGUGACGGGAGUUUGCCUUAACGCGGCAAGGACGACCCCCCCCCUCCCCAGCCAAGCUGUGGCUCCACUGCAACCCCGCCUGCCGCUCUGUCCCAGAGUUUCACAGAGCCUCACAACCUCAGUGCCUCUACUCCACCCCCCCCCUCCCACACACACCCAGACCGCUUUGUAGUACGUUACAGCGCUCUAACUGGCUCCAUCAACAGGAAUCAUUGUUGGACGUUUAUGAAACCCCCCCUUGAAAAUUAGGUUCACUGCUCUGUCUAGGAUGAAAGAAUAUUGAAGGAAAAGUGGGACUUCAGUGAAGCGUUUCUACUUGAACCUAAAAUCCAGCUUCUAUCCCCCCCCAAAAUGUGUGUGUGUGUGUGUGUGCGUGCCACUGAACUGUUCCCAUGCUACAGUGUACGUACGUUCAAAGAAGAAGAAGUGGAACAAGGUUUGCAUGAAGGUCCGUCGGCUGUUACGCUUAUAAUUUUGCGACGUGAGGAGACUUGUGGAAAAAGAAAUCUGUGUUAUGGUAACACUUCAGGAACAUGAAAAAGAAAAGAUCAAGUUUACAGCCAAGGAAUAUAUUGAAUAGAUGAGAUUGUGGGAGUUUUAUGAGUGUGUUCUGUUUGUAUUAACUUUGAGGUGCUUAUCGGUCACGGCCUAUGGGUAAGAACACCCGUUUUAAUCACAUAAUCAUGUUGCAGGCAUGCAGCCUAUCACUGUGUUUAACCUGCAACAUAAUUUCUUCAGAGGUCCAAUCACAGUUUUCCUUUUCCGGGUCCAAUUGUUUUGUGCAAUGCUGCCGAGUGGACCAUCACACCAGGCAAUGUGUACAUAAUGUAGAAGCCAUGCACUAACUUCACUUAAAAAGAAUAUCCCUGUUUAUCUCUAUCAUGUUGUGUAGUAGGACAUGCAGGUGCCUGUUUAUUUAUAAUGAAGGUCCUGUCUUUUUUUUUUUAACUAUGUUUAUAACAGAAAGGUACUUCUCUGAUGCUAUGUGUUCAUUCAGUCCAUCUCAGUUCAGCCUGGAAAGCUGAAUAUGUUAAAACAAAGGUCAAAAGAGUGACCCUGGCUCACCAGAUCUCAUUUAAGUGCCUGGUAAAUGAAGGAUUAUCUUUACUGUUUCCCUUUUUACAUUAUCUAAUCAAAUGGCCUUUGUUUAUGAACUUGUUUUUUUAUACGUUGUUUUUAGUGUAAUGUUUUUAUGAAUGCUAGGACUCACACCUAGACCUCCUUUUUUAUCUGCUUCAGCAAAUGUUCACAAUAAUCACAGAUAUAUACUAAAGUAUACAUGCUGCUGUCAAUAAAGGUUCACAGUGUUUUUA